Perkinsus marinus ATCC 50983 is the source of this 1515-nucleotide messenger RNA. RefSeq lists its product as hypothetical. The transcript has 16 exons. The record is from RefSeq and is a predicted model, not a curated record. Gene Ontology annotation, molecular function: RNA binding. Gene Ontology annotation, cellular component: ribonucleoprotein granule; mitochondrial matrix. NCBI's taxonomy places the organism in Eukaryota, Perkinsozoa, Perkinsida, Perkinsidae. The coding region runs from base 1 to 1515 and encodes 504 amino acids. Gene Ontology annotation, biological process: mitochondrial RNA processing; regulation of mitochondrial mRNA stability.
AUGUUGACACCGGAGAAGGGCCGAUUAGAGAGUCUACUGCAGGGAUCCUCAUCGAAUGUGGAGUCUCUGCUCACUUCGAACCCUGAGUGUCUGGCACUGCAGCAUAGAUUGUCAAAGUCCAAGACCAGCGGUCAGGUAUUGGCGCUGGUCGCUGAUGAGCUGGAGAGAAUGGACGGCAUUAACCUCGCAACAGCGUUGCAUCGUGUUGCGAAACAUUCGAAGUCAUAUCAAGUCUCCCAAGUCGCUACUGAUCCACGAUACACUGCCUUGGUUGACCGCUUGGGUGCGUACUUGAACUCCUUGGACGGUGUCGGCCUCAUGAAUACGCUCUGGGCAUUGGUACGGCUGAAUGCAGCGGCACCCAAGUGGAUAUCAGAGCUGCUGGAUCGAUGCAUUAGCAGUGUAGACCAACUGGAGCCCAAGCAACUUGGUCAAGGACUGUACUGCGUGUAUAGGAUGUCGAAGCACGCUGCUCCGACUGAGGCGGUGAAGGCCCUCCAGUCAGCUCUUCAUGGCCAGGUCCGGGCCUCACUGGAUCAUUUUAGUGACAGCCAUGAGCUUGUUAGUGUGUGCACGUCGUUGGCUAAGUUGGGCAUUCGUGAUGAGACUGUCUUCUCGGCACUGGGCUCGCGAUUAUCCGACAAGAUGGAUGAUUUUGAUAUGGAGGAUAUUGCCGCGGUAUCUUGGGCGUUUGCUAGGGCUAAGUUUACAGAUAGAGAGCUGUUCCGGAAAAUAAGGGAGUCUCUUACGGUGAGGACUACUGAGUGCUCUGUGAAGUCUUUGGUGUCGUUGACGUGGAGCUUGUCGAAGCUUGGGGAAACUGGUGGUGAGGAGGACCUGUUCCGAUAUACCCUAGCACCAACAAUUCGAUCGUACAUGCUGGAGUACACCGUACAGGACCUAUGUGCUCUAGCGUGGAGCUUUGCUAAUGCGAAUGUCCAUGAUGUGGACUUUAUGAGCGACAUUGCGCACGCCCUGAUGCCCAAGACUAGAGACAUGAACUGCCAGGACGUCUGCUCGGCUGUGGUGGCCUUGGCAUCUCUGCAUUACUCUCAUAAGGAGCUGUUCGAGGCUCUGAAGCAACAGUCUUUCCGGCUUAUGCAUACCUUUACUCCGCUACAGCUGAGUCGGACCUUAUAUGGCUUUGGAGUGGCCGGGGUGAGGGAUAAGAAGCUGUUCUAUGAGAUGACGCUUACUAGUAUAGACAAGCUUCACCUGAUGUACGCAAAGAACGUGUGCGAUAUACUAUCAGCAUUGAUGGAGGCUGAGUACCUCAUUCCCGGGCUGACGCGGCCGUUGCUGGACCAUCUCAGUCGACAGCUUGAUCGACUCGGCCCGACAGAAUGUGUACAAUUAUUGACGGUCGUGGCUCAUGUAGAGCCGAGUGAACAGAGGUCCAGCCUAGGGGAGGCGGUGGCAGAGCAACUGAGACCUAAAAUGAAGACUACAGUGCGAUGGAUCCCUAGUGGUCCGGAGAUAGCUGACGUGUUGCAGUCCUUUGUAUUGCUAGAGUAA